Maniola jurtina (meadow brown) is the source of this 1371-nucleotide messenger RNA. RefSeq lists its product as uncharacterized. NCBI's taxonomy places the organism in Eukaryota, Metazoa, Arthropoda, Insecta, Lepidoptera, Nymphalidae. Gene Ontology annotation, molecular function: aspartic-type endopeptidase activity. The transcript has a single exon. The record is from RefSeq and is a predicted model, not a curated record. The coding region runs from base 1 to 1371 and encodes 456 amino acids. Gene Ontology annotation, biological process: proteolysis.
AUGCGCUGUGAGUAUUGUUCAGAGCAACACAAAUUGUGUUUUUGUAAAAGGUUUGCUGGUGAAGAUAUCGCAACAAGGCGUGACUUUGUGGGCAAGAAUUCAAUUUGCGUGAACUGUUUAGGCAGCAAUCACAUAUCUUCUCAGUGCAAAAAUCCUGGAUCCUGCAGGAUUUGUAAAUUGCGUCACCAUUCCCUUUUGCAUCAAGAGAUCGAGAGCACAGCUUCCAGUUCAACGGCAGAAAAACCUGUUGAGAGUACUAGCACUUUAACUAAUACUCCACCAAUAGUUUCAUGUCUUUCAACUCAAAGGAUUUCCAGUUGCGGUCAGGUUUUACUUCCUACAGCAUUAAUAAACACCGAGUCUGAAGCUGGUAAGGAUCAUAUCCUCAGAGUUUUGUUAGAUCAAGGAUCGCAGGCCAGUUUUAUAACUGAGGCUGCAGUCCAGCUGUUGCGUCUUAAGAAGACUCCUGUAAGCGGAAUGAUUACUGGACUUGGAGGAAACAAAGCCAUACGAUCAAAAUAUGUAGUUACCAUCAAAUUAAGAUCAAGGACAAACCAGGACAACAACAUACAGGUCACAGCUUACGUGCUGAAGAACAUAACUACGUUUUUACCGGAACGUCAAGUGCAUAACAUGGACUGGACAGAAUUUAAGAACUUACAACUAGCAGAUCCCCAUUUCAACACUUCCAAGGCAAUCGAUUUGCUGUUGGGUGCUGAUAUUUAUAGCCAAAUAGUACAAGAAGGCAUAAAAAAGAGCCGUAAUGGGAAACUUAUAGCACAAAGAACAACAUUAGGGUGGAUUCUGUCUGGCACAGUUAACGAACAAUUUAACAAGAACAACGAGGACACUCCGAAAAUAUCGGUUAUGCAUGCUCAGGUCACUGAAACUAAAAAUUCAAAACGGAUAGAAGUAGAGCAAAAGUUCAAACCAAGAACACCAAAUAAGACAGAUGAAAGUUGCAAUCAGACACGACACCUGAACGUAACCAAAACCCAACUAUCACACAAAAGGCUAUCGAAGAAUUUAGAUCUGAAACAAUUAGAACACAACAGAAAUUUACAAUUAGGCCAUAUAAAAUCUGUAAACAUAAAUGACAGAGAAAAUAAUGAAACUGUCUACUUACCACAUCAUGCAUUCGUAAGAAACGAUAAGACAACCUUAAAAGAGCAAGCUGAAAAAUGGAAUAACAAUAAAGUAGAUAUAUUAACAAGCAUAUAUAAGAAAGAAGAUCACGAGAACAUAGAAAACCACACACAAGAAAACGACAAGCAACAGCAAGACACCUUAAGCAAGAGUAAGCACAAACAGAACACAAUGGAAAAGAACAAACAGAGCAAAAUUAUUAUGAAGAACAAAAAUGAAUAUUAG